Rotaria sp. Silwood2 is the source of this 549-nucleotide messenger RNA. The record is from the annotation of a GenBank genome assembly. NCBI's taxonomy places the organism in Eukaryota, Metazoa, Rotifera, Eurotatoria, Philodinida, Philodinidae.
AUGAUGCAAGAAUCAUCCGGUGUUGCUAGUGAUUAUAUCACAACAACAAUUCAAUUUCUUGAAAAUACAUUUCGUGCAUUUACACAUUUACCAACUCAAUUAUCUCAAACAACAUGUUUAUCAGCAUGUAAACAUAUAUCGACAUCAUUAACAGAAAAAAUUCUUAGUCCGGAAGUUAAAGCAAUAUCAUUGGGUGCACUUGAACAAAUGAGUCUUGACUUAAUGCAAUGUGAAGUAUUUGCAUCAAAAGUUAAUAUUGCAAAUUUGGAUAGUGAAACAUUAUUAUUAUGUUUUCAAGAUUUACGUCAAUUACUUGAUCUUAUUAUGGAUAAGCAAUGGUCACUUUAUUUUGAACAAUAUGGUAAACCUGAUUCACCAUUUGGACGUGUUAAUCCACAUACAGCUUUAAUUGUUGUUGAAAAAUUACGUGAAGGAUUAAAACGACCAUUAUUACUUAAAUUUAAUCGACCAGCUUUAGAAAAAGAAAAUAUUAAAUUAUUAGAAACAGUUUCAAAAGAUUUACGUAGUUUAAUUAAUGAUAUUUCAUAA